Molecule: messenger RNA, 378 nt
Organism: Trypanosoma cruzi
Lineage: Eukaryota; Euglenozoa; Kinetoplastea; Trypanosomatida; Trypanosomatidae
Exons: 1
Coding region: 1-378 (125 amino acids)
Source: RefSeq, a predicted model, not a curated record
AUGCGAUUGGCUACAAGUGGGUUAAAGCUGCUGGAGAGCACCGAGAGAGAGGAAAAUGCGGGAGAAGUGGCAGCAGCUCUCAUUGAAGCAAACAGUGAGUUAAUGACACUUUUUUUCCGCCAUAUUGCAGUUUGCCCACCGCACGGACCUUUCAAGUAUUACAGCGCCAUCACCUUCACGGAGAGGGUGCGUCGUUGGAUUGCGGCAAAUGGUUCGGAAAGAAACGUUGUGACGCUGCAAGGAUUAACCCCAACGGCGGUCCUUCACCUGAUGGAGAAGUAUUACAAUACAAAUCACCUACGGAGCUGGCCGUUGUUGUACGUGCCUGCUGAGAUACGUCUGAAGGACGUGCUUGCGCUUCUGGGUGAGGAAAAGUGA